AUGCUUCGCUCAUUCUCGCUUGCAUCUCGCGCGGCUGUGGCUCGCCCCGUCGCGCGCCCCGCUACCGCCGCCAGGGUGGCUCUUGCCGCUCGCCGCGGUUACGCCGUCGCUGCGCCCGCCGUUGGCAACUACAGCCAGCCCGGUGACGGCCCGACGCUCAACUCGCCCUCUGAGAUUGCUCGCCGGAUAUCCGCCCAGGUUCUCCCCAAGAUCGAGAAGCCCGACGUCAAGAAGGUCCUUGUUGUCGGCUCGGGUGGUCUCUCCAUUGGCCAGGCCGGCGAGUUUGACUACUCUGGUUCGCAGGCUAUCAAGGCUCUUCGCGAGUCCAACAUUGACACUGUCCUGAUCAACCCCAACAUUGCGACUAUCCAGACCUCGCACCACCUUGCGUCUGAGAUUUACUUCCUUCCCGUCACUGCCGACUAUGUGGCUUACGUGCUCGAGAAGGAGCGCCCUGACGGUAUCCUGCUCACCUUUGGUGGCCAGUCUGCCCUCAACGUCGGUAUCCAGCUCGACAAGAUGGGUAUCCUUGAGCGUCUCGGUGUCCAGGUCCUUGGUACCCCUAUCCGUACCCUUGAGGUUUCCGAGGACCGUGACCUCUUCGUCCAGGCCCUCAACGAGAUUGACAUUCCUGCCGCCCAGUCGACCGCUGUCUCGACUAUCCAGGGCGCCCUUGACGCUGCCGCCGAGAUUGGUUACCCCAUCAUUCUCCGUUCGGCCUUCUCGCUCGGUGGUCUUGGCUCGGGUUUCGCCCACGACGAGGAGGAGCUCCGCAACCUUGCCGCCAAGUCGCUCUCGCUCUCCCCCCAGGUCCUGAUCGAGAAGUCGCUCAAGGGCUGGAAGGAGGUCGAGUACGAGGUUGUCCGUGACGCUGCCGACAACACCAUCAUUUGCUGCAACAUGGAGAACUUUGACCCCCUCGGCACGCACACUGGUGACUCGAUCGUCGUUGCCCCCUCGCAGACUCUUACCGACGACGAGUACCACAUGCUCCGUACCGCCGCCAUCAAGAUUGUCCGCCACGUCGGUGUUGUUGGCGAGUGCAACGUCCAGUACGCCCUCGACCCCAACUCGCGCGACUACCGUGUCAUUGAGAUGAACGCCCGUCUCUCGCGUUCGUCGGCCCUUGCCUCCAAGGCUACCGGUUACCCCCUGGCUUACACUGCUGCCAAGAUUGCCCUGGGCCACACUCUCCCCGAGCUCCCCAACGCCGUCACCAAGUCGACCACCGCGUGCUUUGAGCCCUCGCUCGACUACAUUGUCACCAAGAUGCCCAAGUGGGACUUGGCCAAGUUCCAGCACGUUGAGCGCACCGUCGGCUCGGCCAUGAAGUCGGUUGGUGAAGUCAUGGCCAUUGGUCGUACCUUUGAGGAGUCGCUCCAGAAGGCUAUCCGCCAGGUUGACCCCAACUUUGUCGGUUUCGAGGCCUACUGGAAGCCCGAGGACAUGGUCACUGCCCUCGCCAACAACAACGACCGUCGUCUGUUUGCCAUUGCCCACGCCAUGCUCAACCUCGACUACACUGUCGACUACCUCCACGACAUCACCAAGAUUGACAAGUGGUUCCUGUACAAGCUCGAGAACAUUGUCGCCGUCUACAAGUCGCUCCAGAACACCCCCUUCGAGUCGAUUGACAAGGAGCUCAUCCUCACCGCCAAGAAGACUGGUUUCUCCGACCUCCACAUCUCGCAGCUUGUCGGCAAGACUGAGGCCGAGGUUCGCGCCGCCCGCAAGGCGUUUGGUGUCACUCCCUUUGUCAAGCGUAUCGACACCCUCGCUGCCGAGUUCCCCGCCUACACCAACUACCUUUACACCACCUACAACGCGUCGACCCACGACGUCGAGUUUGACGAGCACGGAACCAUGGUUCUUGGCUCGGGUGUCUACCGUAUUGGUUCGUCGGUCGAGUUUGACUGGUGUGCCGUUACCUGCUCGCGUGCCAUCCGCGACCUCGGCAAGAAGACCAUCAUGAUCAACUACAACCCCGAGACCGUGUCGACCGACUUUGACGAGGCGGACCGCCUCUACUUUGAGGAGCUCGGCUUUGAGCGUGUCAUGGACAUUUACGAGCUCGAGCAGGCCCAGGGUGUUGUUGUUUCCGUUGGUGGCCAGCUGCCCCAGAACAUUGCCCUCCGCCUCAAGAAGUCGGGUGUCGAUGUCCUCGGCACUGACCCCGAGCAGAUUGACAACGCCGAGGACCGUCACAAGUUCUCGUCGAUCCUCGACUCGAUCGGUGUCGACCAGCCCGCCUGGGUCGAGGCCGACUCGCUCGACAAGGCCAAGGAGUUUGCCAACCGUGUUGGCUACCCCGUCCUCAUCCGUCCUUCGUACGUUCUCUCUGGCGCUGCCAUGAACGUUGUGUGGGACGAGUCGACCCUCGAGCACAACCUCACCAUGGCUACCGACGUUUCGCCCGACCACCCCGUCGUCAUUACCCAGUUCAUCGACAACGCCCAGGAGAUUGACGUCGACGCCGUCGCCCACAAGGGCAAGCUCAUUGUCCACGCCAUCUCGGAGCACGUCGAGAACGCCGGUGUCCACUCGGGUGACGCCACCCUUGUCCUGCCCCCCUUCUCGCUCAACGAGCAGGACAUGGCUCGCCUCAAGACCAUUGCUGAGAAGGUUGCCAAGGCCUGGGAGAUUUCGGGUCCCUUCAACAUGCAGAUCAUCCGCAAGCCCCCCACCGCUGACGAGCUCCCCGAGCUCAAGGUUAUCGAGUGCAACCUGCGUGCCUCGCGUUCGUUCCCCUUCGUGUCCAAGGUCCUUGGCCACAACUUUAUCGACACUGCCUCGGCUGCCAUCAUGGACACCAACGUCCCCGAGCCCAUCGACCUGAUGGCUCAGAAGCGCGACUACGUGGCCAUCAAGGUCCCCCAGUUCUCGUGGACCCGUCUCCCUGGUGCCGACCCUUUCCUCGGUGUCGAGAUGGCCUCGACUGGUGAGGUCGCCUCGUUUGGCAAGGAUAUUCACGACGCCUACUGGGCUGCCCUCCUGUCGGUCAACGGCAUGAAACUCCCGGCCAAGAACUCGGGUAUCCUCCUUGGCGGUGACGUCUCGCGCCCCGAGAUGCUUGAGGUUGCCAAGAACCUGAUCAACCUCGGCUUCCAGCUGUUCACGUACGACGCCCAGGUCGAGAAGCUCAUCAACGACGAGCCCUACCUUGCCAUCAAGAAGAUUCUCGUCCCCGUCAAGGACAAGAAGAAGCUCCGCGAGAUCCUCGAGGAGCACGAGAUCCAGACUGUGAUCAACAUGGCCCGCUCGCGCGCCGCCACCACCCUGGACGAGGACUAUGCCUCGCGCCGUGCCGCCGUCGACUUUGGUAUCCCCCUCAUCAACAACCCCAAGCUCGCGGUCCUCUUCACCGAGACCCUCGAGAAGAAGUUCCUCAAGAGCAACCCCAUGCCCUACGUCGAGGGCUUCAAGCCCACCGAGGUCGGCUCGUGGCGCGACUUUGUCGGCCCCGCUUCCGACUACUAG
Messenger RNA from Apiotrichum porosum, 3477 nucleotides. It is a transcript of the gene CPA2, whose product is annotated as carbamoyl-phosphate synthase (glutamine-hydrolyzing) cpa2. Bases 1 to 3477 code for a protein of 1158 amino acids. The transcript has 2 exons. Gene Ontology annotation, molecular function: dihydroorotase activity; ATP binding; aspartate carbamoyltransferase activity. Gene Ontology annotation, cellular component: cytoplasm; cytosol. The record is from RefSeq and is a predicted model, not a curated record. NCBI's taxonomy places the organism in Eukaryota, Fungi, Basidiomycota, Tremellomycetes, Trichosporonales, Trichosporonaceae. Gene Ontology annotation, biological process: UTP biosynthetic process; 'de novo' pyrimidine nucleobase biosynthetic process; L-citrulline biosynthetic process.